AAAAUACAAAAUUAUUUAAUCCAAAUUAUGGCCUGAUUGCCAUCGGUCUGCUGGACGGCCGCUAAAUUGCCAGACCGUUUUCCGGUUUCUCCAUCGGAAAUGUCCCCUCGACUAGGUUGUUUAUCUGUAGUAAGGGGAACUUGAAACCGCCCCUGCCCCAUUUCCUUGGUUGUUUUGCUCCUUUCGCCUGGAUUCUCCAUGUUGGAGCAGCAGGGAGGUUUGACCGAAGGGGAGUGUGCACAGUACUGCUAGCUAGCAUGCUGAGCAAUACAGAUAGUAAGAGAAAGCCGAGACGGGUAGCUAAGGGAGUAGCUACCCAGAGAAAACCCAAACACGCCGCCCCUCCCAUGUGAACAAGCAACUACAGAGAAGCCCAGGAAAAUGAUAAAACACUGUUGCUGAAACAAACUGAACACGGAUAUCAACGGCAGUUGACGUUAAAUUCGUUGGCAAGCUGACUCGUUUUGGGGGAAAACGGUUUUAAUUUUUGACGUUUGUUAGAUGGAAAGUUCUGUCAUCACUCAAGUGCGGAAAGAAGACGUUCAACUCUCGUCAAAAUCAGUCCAGAAGAAGUCUUCCGCAAAGAAGCACAGCAGUCCCAAGCUCUUUAAAGCCCUCUUCUGCUGUCUGCAAGCUCAGGAUGUCCUGCGGCCACCACCCCCUUCCCACGAUGCCCCGCUGCAGCCCGAGGACACUGCGCUGGUUGCUAAGACCCUUGGAGCCCGUCUCCUGCCUGAAAUCACCACGCAGGACCAGGGGAAGAUCUGUGUGGUCAUCGACUUGGACGAGACCCUAGUGCACAGCUCUUUCAAGCCGAUCAAUAAUGCUGAUUUUAUUGUUCCUGUGGAGAUUGAAGGAACCACUCAUCAGGUGUACGUGCUGAAGAGGCCGCAUGUGGACGUCUUCCUCCAGCGAAUGGGGGAGCUGUUCGAGUGCGUCCUGUUCACCGCCAGCCUCGCCAAGUAUGCGGACCCUGUGACAGACCAGUUGGACCAGCGGGGCGUGUUUCGCACAAGGCUGUUCCGCGAGUCCUGCGUCUUCCACCAGGGCUGCUACGUCAAGGACCUGAGCCGCCUCGGCCGGGAGCUGAGCAAGACUCUCAUCCUGGACAACUCGCCCGCCUCCUACACCUUCCACCCAGAGAACGCUGUGCCUGUGGUGUCCUGGUUCGAUGACCUUGGAGACGCCGAGCUGCUGCACCUCCUGCCCGUGUUUGAGGAGCUGAGCCGUGCGCAGGACGUCUACUCCGGCCUGGGACAGAUGAGAGCCCCCUGAGCCCUGCUACAGCACCCCCCUUUCAGCAGAGGGUCCGAGUCAGCCCCGCUCAGUCACCACUCAGUCCUUCAGGUCUGAAUCCAUCAGGCUCUGUCAGAACGCACGGUCAGGCUCAGUCUGAAAUCAUCAGGCUCUGUCAGAACGCACGGUCAGGGUCAGUCUGAAAUCAUCAGGCUCUGUCAGAACGCACGGUCAGGGUCAGUCUGAAAUCAUCAGGCUCUGUCAGAACGCACGGUCAGGCUCAGUCUGAAAUCAUCAGGCUCUGUCAGAACGCACGGUCAGGGUCAGUCUGAAAUCAUCAGGCUCUGUCAGAACGCACGGUCAGGGUCAGUCUGAAAUCAUCAGGCUCUGUCAGAACGCACGGUCAGGAUUCAGUCUGAAAUCAUCAGGCUCUGUCAGAACGCACGGUCAGGGUCAGUCUGAAAUCAUCAGGCUCUGUCAGAACGCACGGUCAGGGUCAGUCUGAAAUCAUCAGGCUCUGUCAGAACGCACGGUCAGGGUCAGUCUGAAAUCAUCAGGCUCUGUCAGAACGCACGGUCAGGGUCAGUCUGAAACCAUCAGGCUCUGUCAGAACGCACGGUCAGGGUCAGUCUGAAAUCAUCAGGCUCUGUCAGAACGCACGGUCAGGGUCAGUCUGAAACCAUCAGGCUCUUUCAGAACGCACGGUCAGGAUUCAGUCUGAGUCGGACAAAGACGGUCAUAGAUUGGCUGACGUGGUCCGGCAGAGUUAGCCGUUAUGACCGUAGAACAGUCGGUUUAACAUGUCCCUCUGCACGCAGGCGUGAGUGGUGUGAUCCUCAGGAUGUUGGUGAUGAGCCCAGCAUUCCCCAAAAAACACACCAUCGCAACUGCCAUAACCAGGCUGCUCCAGAACAGCCCAGCGCAAACAGAGUGACUGUGGCCAGGGUUCCACCGAAGAACCUGAGUCGACAGCCGGAGGACUCAACAUUUGGUCCAGGGCUUAAGGAGGGGCUGGAAGGACAACACAACUCUGGCACAAAACUGUGAAACUUGAAACUUUGACAGGAAAAACCUGUUUUUCUUUGGU
Molecule: messenger RNA, 2323 nt
Organism: Conger conger (European conger)
Lineage: Eukaryota; Metazoa; Chordata; Actinopteri; Anguilliformes; Congridae
Product: carboxy-terminal domain RNA polymerase II polypeptide A small phosphatase 2-like
Exons: 7
Coding region: 502-1275 (257 amino acids)
Molecular function (GO): RNA polymerase II CTD heptapeptide repeat phosphatase activity
Source: RefSeq, a predicted model, not a curated record